AUGGACCUUGUUCGUCAUUUGACCCUUCUGACUCCAAGGUUCAAUUUUUGUAUUAGAGCUGAGCACAUAGAGGGUAAGAGGAAUGACAUGGCUGACUCCCUCUCUCGUUUUCAGAUGGAUCGGUUCAGGGAGCUAGUACCCCAUGCCAACCGAGAUCAAUGUCUGGUCCCACCCGAACUCCUGAAGAACUCCUUGCUAAAUCGGUCAAGCAUUCCACUAUCAAGGGAUACUUGGCAGCAGUCCGUCAUUUUCACAUCCGCCACGGCUACCAGCUUAACCUGAAGAAGUUCCAUCGCUUGCACCUUGUCUGCCGUGGCAUUAAGAGAUCUCAAGGUAGCUCAAUCAGAACUCGUUUGCCAAUUACAAUAUCCCACCUCAAAUUUUUCUACUCCCUUCUAGCAAUCAGGUACACUUCAAAUUAUGACUCUGUAAUGAUCUGGGCUACUAUGACGUUAGCUUUCUUUGGUUUCAUGCAGUUAGGUGAACGGACAUGUAACUCCCAAUUUAACUCUGAUGCUCAUCUUACACCUCUUGAUAUUAUCUUUCACUCAUGUCUCUCCAACUCCUCUCAUCUUUUAGUCAAAGUCAAGGUUUCUAAAACUGAUCCCUUCAGGAUGGGGCAUACCCUUUUAAUAGGACAAACUAAUCAGAGUAUCUGCCCUGUAUAUGCAAUGAAGCAUUAUCUUACCAGGAGGGGAAUUACACCUGGACCUCUUUUUAUUUUUGCUUCGGGACGUCCACUGACUAAGGGUGCAUUAACUGCUGAGUCUAGGCAACUUCUCUCUCAUUUCGGUUUUCAAGCAUCAGAUUAUGCCGGUCAUAGCUAUAGAAUUGGCGCAGCGACAGCUGCAGCUUCAGCGGGCCUUCCCCCAGGGUUGGUUAAAACAUUAGGCAGGUGGUCAUCUGAUUGUUAUGAGAGAUACAUCCAAUGCCCACAGGCAGUUUUAUCUGGGGUUGCUUUGAAA
Messenger RNA from Porites lobata, 965 nucleotides. Lineage: Eukaryota; Metazoa; Cnidaria; Anthozoa; Scleractinia; Poritidae. The record is from the annotation of a GenBank genome assembly.